GGUCGACGAUGUCCUCAUUGUACUCCACGCUGAUUUUUCUUAAUCACCUUGGGGGGUAUCUCGGUCAACAUCGAUUGCUCUGAAGAUGGCCGAUCUUUCUGGCGUCGAUCGAAACAUAUCAGGAAAAGUGCCAGAAGGGGGCGUAGUCGACGAGUCUCUAGUUUCCGUGCUGUUACGUACUGAUGUUGAGAUCGAUGGUGUCCCGACUGGAUACGGCUUCAUUCUUGGAAAUAAGGGUGGUGUGGGCAUUCAGAUAAUGUUGCAGGGUGCAAGGAUGCUCUUCAUCACAUGCCAUCUUUCUGCUCACCAGGAUUGCACUGAGGAGAGGAAUGAGGAUUACAGGAAAAUCUCCUCUGGAAUAUUUUUCCCUGAGAGGCUGGCUGGGACGAUGAAGCGACCAGGAGCACAUCUUCCUUUCGAGGCCAACUUGAACUCUUUUCUCCAUCCUGCAAACAUGGUGGUGGCCGAUUGCUGGAUGCUAUGUUGCGUCGGGGAUCGAGCUGGCGAUCAGUCUAUGCCUGCGAUUGAGGAGGAAGGCAAAGCACGGCCACCUCGGGUUCCAACCCAUGGUUGGGGAGAGGCUCCGAAGACAUCGUCGUCCUCUGUUAAAAGAACGCCAAAGAGGGCAGCAACGGGAACAACAGCUGCAACGGCGUCCUAUUUUGGUUCAAGGUCUUUAUCAGCACCUACCGGUCCCGGCACUGAAGAGGAGUUUUAUGAUCUGGUUAUAUGGAGUGGAGAUCUCAACUACAGGGUCGAAGGAAACCGCCAAUCAGCGGAUGUUGUCAUUCAAAAGCGCAUGAUAGAGGUGCUCAAAGCAAACGAUCAGCUCACAAGGGAAAUGAGAGCGGGACAUGUAUUUCAAGGGUACAAGGAAGGACCCAUAAACUUCCUGCCGACUUACAAAUAUGACAGCGAUAGUGACAAUUAUGACACAACACCCAAGGAGAGUAGCCCCUACACCACUGAGCAGCAAGAAAAGAUGGCCGCCAUAGUGAAAGAGAAUAGGGAGAGGAAAGAGCGUGAGAAGCAGGCAAAGCUGAAAGCUAUCGCAGACGAGCGGGCGGCGAAGAUGAAGGAAGUAGAGGAGGAGAUGAAGAAGAAGGAGCAGGCUGCUGAAGAAGCGGCAGCAGAAGAGGAAAAAGAAAGGAUGAGGAUUGAAAGCAGAGAAGGGAGCAGUGGCACGAAGAAGGACACAGACGCUGAGAUUGAGAAGAAGAUCAGCGAGUGGGUUGCUAACUUAUCGUUGGGGGAAGAUGAAGAGGCGGAGUCAUAUGUGAUUGAGGAUGAGAAGGCCGCAUUGGCCGCUGAGCUAGCAACCAUGACGGAUCCUAUGGAGCGAAGAGAGAGGGAAGACGAGCAAAAGUUGCAGUGGAAGCUGAGAAUGAAGAGGGAGAAGAGGAGGAGGAGGAAAGAAGUGAAUAAGAUGACCGCAACAGUAGCGAAGGUGCAGGAAUGUAGAGCGGAGGUAUUGGCCCAGCCAGACGAUAAGGCCAAGUGGGACAAGGUACUGGGGUACCUGGAAGUGUUGAGCAAGGCCUGGAUGGAGGAGCGCCAGGCUCGUUGGAGUCAGGAUGUAGCGUUGAGUGCCAUGCGGUCAGGAUUUAGGGAGUUAGCGCGCGAGAUCGUCACCCACAUUGGGGGCGAAGUGAAACAGUUGAGGGACAACGUAGGGAAGUACUGUGAAGGCGCCAUUGAGGGUGCCAAAGCCAUAGCUGCUGCAGAGGGCGAAGGUAGACCCCGCAAAGAGCCUUUAAAGCUCAAGUUUCCAGACGCGUACGGGGGAAAAAAGGAGGAAAACUUUGACAACUGGGAGGCCAGUGUCAACAGUUAUAUCUAUUUGCAGCAUAUCCUAACUGAGGAGCAAGUCCUCGUGGCCUUCCAUGCCCUCAAGGACGAAGCAGCUAGUUUCGCUAGGUCCCUUGCACGUACAGCCGGUUGUGAAAACAACCUGGUUGCCUAUUCCAAAGUUACCCCUCUUUCCCAAUUCCUCAAGCUCCUCAAGGAGCGUUUCGCUGACCCAACGCGAGGCAUUAGAGCCUCUGACAAGCUGCAAACGAUCCACUCACGGCAGUGGAGGAGUGCCAAGGCACUCAAAGGUACCAUGGACGACUUGGUAGCCGUCCCGGACCACGGGGUUACUGAGCCCCUGCUGGUCCAGUUGUUUUAUCGUGCCAUUCCAGAGGCCCUACGCGGGCAUUUCUUUGACAAAUCUCAGCAGGCCGGCAUGACUUACGAUGCAUUGAGUCGCGAAGUCGUCCUGUAUGAGUCGAAGUUUAUGCCAGUGACCACUUUCUGGCAUAAGGACUUAGAAAAGGGGAAGAAGUGGAAGACUCGUACCAUCUCAGGCCAUGUAAAGGCCAAGGAUCACAUGAUCCUGACAUUAGAAGAAGGUGGUACCGAUGAGGUCCCAUAUGACCAGAUUGAGUGGGGCCUUGAAGAUGAUGGCAGUAGUGUGGGGCAGGGGAGGUCUUACGCUGCUGUCGCGGCUGGAGGGAGGCCGCAGGGAGGAGGAGGUGGCCAGGGCCAAAGGGGCCAGGCCUUGGGUGGCCGAGGACCGGGCGCACAGGGGGCACGAGUCCCGUCCUGGACGGACCGAAUUCUUUACAAGGUGAAGAGCAAUGGGUGUGUGGCAGCAAAGCUGUUGAAGUACGACAGCAUAAACAGUGUGAAAAUAUCAGAUCAUCGCCCAGUGUUCGCCAUCUUCAAAGUGAAAGUCUACCCCUCUAAGAAAAUACAAAUGGAGCCGAGCGUGCUUUUACCAGAGGCGUACUCAGGAUAUAAAAGCAGCAGCAGGAAGGACGGCUUUGGUAUCGUCGAAGAUGUGAAAAAUUCAGAGGAUAGACGAUUGCUCGUCGGUGCCUCGGAAAGGGGGAAGCAGGCGUCCGAAAGACGCGGCAUGGGUGCACAAGCGGCAGAUACAAGUAUUGCGGAACCGUCGGCACGGAGACAAGGCGGACAUGAAGUAGGAACACAAGAGGCCGUCGGGUCCUCUUCCAGAACCUGUAACUUGCAAUGAGAUCGAUUAAGAAUUUAAGAAAAACAUGGGCGUUGUGGUCCUGGCCAUCCUGCUCUGUUCUGCGAAGCAGCAUUC
This is a messenger RNA of Chara braunii, 3094 nucleotides long. Lineage: Eukaryota; Viridiplantae; Streptophyta; Charophyceae; Charales; Characeae. The record is from the annotation of a GenBank genome assembly.